Molecule: messenger RNA, 1308 nt
Organism: Rhododendron vialii
Lineage: Eukaryota; Viridiplantae; Streptophyta; Magnoliopsida; Ericales; Ericaceae
Product: transcription factor MYB93
Exons: 3
Coding region: 87-1067 (326 amino acids)
Source: RefSeq, a predicted model, not a curated record
UAGCAAAGGGAAGCAACCAAAUCAACUCAAAAGAAGAUACCAAGUGGCAAGAGAGAGAGAGAGAGAGAGAGAGAGAGAGAGAGAGGAUGGGGAAGUCACCUAGUAGUGACGAGAAUGGCCUGAAGAAAGGACCAUGGACACCUGAGGAAGAUGAGAAGCUUGUUGAGUGCAUCAAGAAUCAUGGUCAUGGAAGUUGGAGAGCCCUCCCAAAGCUUGCAGGUCUUAACAGAUGUGGCAAGAGUUGUAGGUUAAGAUGGACAAAUUAUCUGAGGCCAGAUAUCAAGAGGGGAAACUUUUCUCAAGAAGAAGAACAAACAAUUCUCCAUCUCCAUUCCAUCCUUGGAAACAAGUGGUCAACGAUUGCUACCCACUUACCGGGCCGGACCGACAAUGAAAUCAAGAAUUUCUGGAAUACCCAUUUGAAGAAGAAGCUAAUUCACAUGGGUUUCGAUCCGAUGACCCAUCAGCCCAGAACUGAUCUCUUCUCUAGCUUACCAAAUCUGGUAGCCUUGGCUAGCCUCAGAGACCUAAUGGAGCAACCCUCAUUGGAAGAACAAUCUCUGAAGUUACAAUAUCUCCAAUACUUGCAAUACCUAUUCCAACCUGCACCUGCAGCAACUCCUGAAAUUGACAGUGUCAAUCUAUGGAAUUCAAUGCCAUCACUUGAUGAGGAAAACCCAGUUUUUAAUUCACCACAGAUAAUGCAAAACCAAUCUCUGUUUCCCAUUGCAAGCCCAAUAAUGAGUAGUAAUUCUCAACCACUCCAGAAUCCAAUCAUCAGCCCCGCCCACGUAGUAGGCCCACCACAAGUCCCUCUCAAUUUCCAAAUACCUUUGAGUAGUGAUGUCGUGGGCCAAGGUUUUGAUUUUGAUAACCCACCUAACUUUCAAUCGAUUCUUCCAUCUACUUGUUCUUCUUCCGGGCAUCUGUUGUUGAUGAACGAGAAUUCGACAAGUAACCCGGGAUACGGUAGCAGCAGUAGUAGAUCUAGCCAUGGGGCCGGCGGAACUUCUUCUUAUUGGCCUGAAUUGCUUUUUGAAGAACCAUUUAUGGAUGAAACUUCUUAGUUUUUAUUUUGGAGUUGUUUGGGUGCAUUUCCGUGUGUAUUAUUACUAUAAUUAUACGGAUUUAGGUACGUUAACAUACAUACAUAUAUAUAUAUAUAUAUAUAUAUUUAUGUGUGGAGGCAUGUAUAUAUAUAAGUGUUGUUUAUGUUGUUAAUAAUAUGAUGAGGUUUGUUUCUUAUGUCACAAUUUGUACUUGAUAAAGAGUUAUAUAGCGCUGGCGAUUGGACCGAAUUUCGGUUUA